AUCGUCGCGAGCUCGCACAAAGCGAAAGUGAAAUCAUGCACGCUUAAUCAAGUCGCGCGCAGUGCGUGGUCAGCAGUACUCGGAUAUGAAGACUUAAAAACCAACUAAGAUAAGCUAACUUAACUAGGAUCACUAGGAUAACAUGUGAGUGACGUGUCAAGAUGCCAUCCCUUCAACUGAAAGAGAUAUUUUGUCUCAUUUAUUCCGCCGUCCUGUUUUUUACUGGAGCACUCCUGAUUGGAAGCGCGGUCGUGCUCACAUACAAAGUUCUUUUCUACCAUUUCACAUUUAUUCCAAACAACACAAUUGGUCCAUUCAUUGUGUUGCUCACUGUUGGCAUUCUGCAUCUACUCAUCACAUGGAUUGGGGUCAAAGGGCCAAGCAAGGAGCAUGACUUUUUUAUUAUUAUGUUUGUGAUAAUAACUAUAAUAUUAUUAGUGGUAGAAUUAUCAGUGGGAAUAUGGAGUCUUGUUCUACGUUCCAAGGUGGAAGAGCGUAGCGUGGGCUUGAUGAGAAAAUCGCAAGAGAAGUACAUUCAGGAGUAUUCGAUCAGUAAAGAGAAGUCGGAGUGGGUUCGGCUGCAAAGCAAGUUCGAAUGCUGUGGUAUCAAUGGUGUGCAGGAUUAUGUCAAAUUACCACCUUCAUGCUUCAAAUGCCAAUCUGUUGAUGUGUUGAACAAGACCCGAACGUGUACUGAGACGUAUCAAGUGGGAUGUAAGGAGCCAUUAGUUAAUUAUGUACGGAAAUUAUUACUGGAAGUUGCUUUAAUAGGAUUUCUCUCAGGGAUAUUACAGAUCAUCGGCGUUGUGGUUUUCGUGGACUUCUACCGUAGCCUGCGGGAGGAACGAGUUCGCCGCGCGGCCAACAGGAGCUCACAUCUCCGGCAAUCGGCGGCCCGCAGGGACAGGAGCGGUCCCGAAUCAGGAUCAAAUAUUGACAGACAUGAUACACCUCUACGGCUACCACACGCGCCUACCGCCCCGUCGACGUAAGGCUCUCCAGCGCCAGUUUUACGCUUCUAGACUGUCUGACAACAGACGACAUGACAAUAUAGCGGAUAUAUUCAGUUAGACGUAGACAUAGGCCUUUUUUUACUAUUAUUAUUCUUAUUUCUGUUGGCACGGGUAUAACGUGCCCGUCGUUACUUUAUUGACCUAGUUUCUAAGACUUUUAAGACUAGUAAGACUAGAACGUAUGUACUAAAUGUUUAAUUUUGUUUUUUUCUUAUUAUUCUUUGUGUUUAUUUAUGAUUUAAUUUAAACAAAUUGUUUAUACGUAAGCGGAAGUGGUGAUGUGUGAUAUUGUCAGUUUGUUGAAUCAUUUAUAAAGAAAAACUAUGAUGAUACUGAUGUGGAUAUAAAGGAUUGAUGUAAUUGUUGCAUAAUCGAAUAUUGAUCUUGUUUAAAUUUACUCAAGCUAUAAGGAAAUGCAAACACAGGUAGAUGGAUGUAUUUAUUUAGGGCUUUAAAGCAUAAAAUAACACGAGAGGAAAAGGAA
This is a messenger RNA of Dalotia coriaria, 1497 nucleotides long. Its product is annotated as 23 kDa integral membrane protein-like. The record is from RefSeq and is a predicted model, not a curated record. The coding region runs from base 162 to 992 and encodes 276 amino acids. The transcript has 5 exons. NCBI's taxonomy places the organism in Eukaryota, Metazoa, Arthropoda, Insecta, Coleoptera, Staphylinidae. Gene Ontology annotation, cellular component: plasma membrane.